Molecule: messenger RNA, 5750 nt
Organism: Oreochromis niloticus (Nile tilapia)
Lineage: Eukaryota; Metazoa; Chordata; Actinopteri; Cichliformes; Cichlidae
Gene: ccdc88c
Product: coiled-coil domain containing 88C
Exons: 28
Coding region: 826-5331 (1501 amino acids)
Biological process (GO): cytoplasmic microtubule organization; cytoskeleton-dependent intracellular transport
Cellular component (GO): centrosome; cytoplasm
Molecular function (GO): microtubule binding; dynein light intermediate chain binding
Source: RefSeq, a predicted model, not a curated record
GCUCAUGUCACGUGUUGUGAUUUGAUUACGUUGUCUGUAUUUGAUUUUUAAGGCAUUUUAAUUUGUCCAUUAUUGGCAGUUUGUGUCCUCCAUACAUUUCCCUCCUCGGGGCGGUCACCAUCUUGUUCUGUCUGAACUCUUUGAUUCGGUCUGUUGGUGACGUCAGACAAAGAGUAAAUCUGGUCUGUUAUUGGCAGAUUUCCUGAAAAGAGGCGGGAGCAGAGUUUGUAGUGAGCGCUGAUUGGCCGGCGGGUCCGUCGGUCAGUGCUCGUGCGUGUGGCGUCUGUGGGUCAGGUUGAUGGAGCGCUGUGGAGGAGAAACACGGUGAAGGUGCUGCGAGCAGCGGAAACUUUUCUGUGUCCCUCCGCUUCGUGUUUUUCCUUCGUCCCGCCUUUUUCGGCUCUUUUUCACUCACUUUACUUUCUUUUUUCAAACUUCACGGCGGUUUCUCCAGUUUACGGUCCCAGUGGUGUCUCCCUGGCAACACGAUCAACUGUCCUGCGAAGUUUGGGUCGGUGUUUUUACCUUCAGCGGAAAAAAGCUGCUCGUUCACGCGCUGAGCUAACGGAACCGAGCCGGGACCGACGGGAGCGCGAGCAGAGGCUCUCCCGGUACUUUUUUGGUUCCGUUUCCGUUCGUGUGGCUCGGACCGGCUCUUAGUCGCGAGACAAUAGUGAGGGAGAGAAAGAGAGAGGGAGCUCGCGCUGGUGGCGGGGAGGGGUGUCGAUGCCUCGCGGCGCUUUGUUCUAUCCGCUGUGGAGACCUCCCGCGUGCCCGCCGCGGAUACCCGCCGAUCGAUCGGAGUAUUGAUGACCGAGCAGAGCCAUGGACGUCACCUUGUCCGAGCUGCUGGGCGCGUUCAUGGAGUCCCCCCUGGUGGUGUGGGUGCGGACGCUGGGCCCGCUGGGGUCAGGUGACGACGCCGGCUCAGACGAGCGACUCAGCAUGUUCAUGGAGCUGGUGGACGGCGUCUUCCUGCACAAGAUCAUGACACACAUCGACCCGAGCCCCACCAAUCAGAGGCUGAACAAGAACGUGAACAAUGAUGUGUCGCUGCGCCUUCACAACCUGACAGUCCUCACCAGACACAUCAGGACGUACUACCAGGACACGCUGCAGCAGCUGAUCGUCAUGCCGCUGCCCAACAUCCUCUGCAUCGCCAAGGACCCGAUAUCAGCAAAGAGCAUGGAGGAACUGAAGAGGCUUUUGUUGCUGAUUCUGGGCUGUGCUGUGCAGUGUGAGCGUAAGGAGGAGAUGAUCGAGAAGAUCAAGCUGCUGGACAUUCAGACUCAGGCUGCCAUCGUGUCUCACAUCCAGGAGGUGACCCACAACCAGCUGAAUGUUCUGGACCUGUCCUGGCUGGAGGAAGGAGCAGAGAUCAUCCACGAGGAGCUCGAGCCUCUGUCCCGCAACAUGGCGGCGUCCCUGCGGCAGCUCAUCGACCAGCGAGACAAAGCCAGCGAGGUGAUUGUGGACCUGACCCAGGAGAGGGACUACCUGUCCAGUCAGCAACCCCAGGACGGGUGCAGGGUCCCGGGCACGAUCGGCCCGGAGCAUGGGCGGAGCUCCGCAGGGGCGGGAGUGAAUAAUGGCGGCUCGGCCGGGGCGGCGCUAUCCAAGGAAGAGAAGCAGCAUCUGUCCGUGGAGCUCGCCGACACCAAAGCCAAGCUCCGCAGAUACAGACAGGAGCUGGAGGAGAAGACGGAGCAGCUGAUGGAUUCGAGGCAUGAAGUGCAGCGUUUGGAUCAGGAGCUGCAGAGACUGAAACAAGAGAACCAGUCUCUGUCUGUCGAGGCGCGCUCCGCCCGGGUGUACCGGGACGAGGUGGACUCCAUGCGGGAACGAGCCGCACGCGUCGACCGCCUGGAGACCGAACUGAGCAGAUGCAAAGAGAAGCUCAACGACGUUCACUUCUACAAAACCCGAGUGGAGGAGCUCCGGGAGGACAACCUGACCCUGCUGGAGACGAAGGUGUUGUUGGAGGAGCAGCUGUCGGCCUCACGGGGGCGCUGUGACAAACUGCACACGCUGGAGAAAGACAACCUGCUACUGCGGUCAAAGAUCCACGACCUGGAGAUGGAGCGGGACAGCGAGCGGCGACGGCUGGAGGAGCUGGUGGAGGAGAACAUGCUGCUGGAGAUCGGACAGAAGCAGAGCAUGAACGAGUCGGCUCACCUGGGCUGGGAGCUGGAGCAGCUCACCAAGAACCACGACAACACCAACACCGAGACCCGCAAGUCUCUGGUCGACGAGCUGAACGAGUGCGUCUCCAGCCGCAUGCUGAAGCUGGAGAAGGAGAACCGGGAGCUGCAGGCGUCCAUAGAGAGGCUGAAGGAGGAGAACCACCUCCUGCAGGAGCAGCAGCUCCACACGCAGGAGCUGGACCGGGAGAACCAGAGUCUCAGCAACAAGCUGGAGCGUCUCCAGGGUUUACUGGACCAGGAGAAAAUAACCAAUCAGGACAUGGAGGCUCUGGGGGAGGAGCUACUGAAGGAGAAACAGAGUCUGGAGCGCGAGAUGCACGUUCUGAAGGCGGAGAAGGACCGACAGAUCUCAGAGCUGGAGAGCGAGAAGCAGCACCUGUCGGAGGCAGUGGCGUCCCUUCAGGAGCGCGCACAGUCUAACAGCGUGGCGAGGGUCCGCGAGGUGGAAUCAGAGAACCGCCUGCUGCACCAGAGCAUCACCGACACCAGCUCCCGAUUGGCCAGCCUGGAAACGCAGCUCAAAGUAUCCAAUGAGGAGGCAGAGAGGCUGAGGGAGCGGGCGGGGCGGUGUGAGGAGGCGGAGCGAGAGGUGGCGCGGCUGGAGAGGAGCCGGGAGGCGCUCAGCAGAGAGGUGGCGUCUCUGCGGGCGUGCAGCGAGCGCUCCGAGGCUCUGGAGAAACAGGUGACCUCCUUGGAGCAGGAGGUGCACAGGCUGAAGCGGGAGGCGGAGGAGAGCCAGCGGGAGCUGCAGCGGCUGACGAAGCAGGAGGGAGAAAACGGACUGCUGUCCAAGGAGAACCUGGAGCUCCGCUGCUCCCUGGAGAGCCUGCGCUCCUCAUCCACCCGCCUCACCACUGUGCAAGAGGAGCUCCAGGAGGCGCAGAGGGAGAUACAGGAGCUGCAGAGGAGGCUGGAUCAAGCUGGGGAAGAGACGCAGGGAGAGAGGAAGAGAGUGGAGAGGCUGGAGGUGAACCUGGCAGCUCUGAACCAGGAGAAGCAUCACAUAGAGGAGGAGAUGGAGAAGAGCAAAGAGGAGAGGGUGGAGGAAGAAAGGAGGCGGCAGGAGGCAGAAAGCAGAGAGGAGGACCUGAAGAGGGAGGUGGAGGAGCUGAAGGAGGAGCGGAGGAGGCGAGUGGAAGGAGACGAGGAGAGGAAGAAGCUCCAGCUGGACCUGGAGCAGUCGGAGAAGGGCCGGAAGCAGCUGGAGAAGGAGAGCUGGAGGAUGAGGACGCUCCUGGAGGGGAAGGAGACGGAGCUGGAGGAGAAAACCAGGAGGCUCACUGAGGUCACGAAGGAGGGAGGAGCUCUCAAGAAGGAGGUGGAGCGAAUGAAGGAGGCGGCGGUGAAAGCAAAGGAGGUGGAGCGAGAGAACAAGGAGCUUCAGAAACAAGCGACGAUCGACAAGAGGACGCUGGCCACGCUGAGAGAGGAGCUGGUGUCGGAGAAGCUGAGCGUUCAGCAGCAGAAGGUCGAGCUGGAGCGACUGAACGAAGAGCUGGAGAAGAUCGGACUGAACCGGGAGAAGCUGCUGCAGCAGGAGCACACGCUGGAGCACAGCAGGUACAGGCUGCUGGAGUCUCGGCUGGAGGAAACCGUCCAGCAGACCAUGAAGGUCAAGGAGGAGAAAAUCUCCAGCCUGGAAAAGAAGCUGGAAGAAAGCGGCGCCCUCAACAAGACGCUCCACGCGGAGCUGGAAGCUGCUCGUCAGACGGCGUCCGCCUCGCAUCAGCAGCACGAGGAAGUAAACCACAACUCCCAGCAGCACCUGGCGGCUGACCGCAGCGCCACGGCCGAACUGCUGCGAAUCAAAGAUCACCUGAUCGACGUGGAGAAGAACAACGCCUCCCUGCAGACGGAGAGCAGUCUGCUGAAGGAGCAGCUGAAGCAGCUGGAGAACCAGAACACUUCCCUCAACAACCAGAUGGCGGCGCUGCAGCGGCACACCACCACGCUGCAGGAGCAGAACUCGGCGUUGCACACGCAGACGGCGAAGCUGCAGGUGGAGAACUCCACCCUCUCCUCUCAGAGCGCCUCUCUCAUGGCCCAGAAUGCCGUGCUGCAAGGCCAGGUGACCGCCCUGGAGACGGAGGUGGAGUCGUGGCAGCGGCAGCGCGAGGAGGCGUGGCGAGCCAGAGAGGGCGUGCUCAGCGAUCACGAGCGCCUGCUGAGCGUUCACGAGAGGCAGGCUCACGAGUACGAACAGCUGAUCAGUCAGCACGCGGCGCUGAAGGGCAAACAGAGGGCGCUGGAGAGCGAGCACAGGACGCUGCACGGCAAGUACUGUGCACUGCUGCAGCAGAAGGAUGAAUUGGAGGCGCGUGAGGGGCGUGGCCUGAAAGAGAAGGAGGAGCUAAACCUGGAGUUCCAGAAGAACCGCCUCCUGCAGCAGGAAAACCUCCAGCUGAAAACAGAUGUGGACAGACUCUCCGAGAGCCAAUCACAGCAGGCGGAGCAGAGCAAGGGACUCCAGCAGCGACUCAAUGAACUCAAGAGCUCUUUAAGCUCCGCCCAGCUGGAAGUGAGUCAGUGGAUGGCGCGAUACGAUUCGCUGAUGGAGCAGCACCAGACGCUGGAUCUCGCCAUGACUAAACUAGACAACCACUGUGAGCUCCUGAGUCGCCUCAAAGGGAACCUGGAGGAGGAGAACCACCACCUGCUGAGCCAGAUCAACCUGCUGAGUCAGCAGAACCACACACUGCUGGAGAGGAGCAUGGAGAGCAAGGAGCUGUACCACCAGGAGCAGAAGCUCUACAUUGAUAAGCUGAACGCUCUCCGUCGUCAGAAGGAGAAACUGGAGGAGAAGAUCAUGGACCAGUACAAGUUCUACGACCCCACGCCUAAAAAGAGGAGUCAGUGGGCCGGAGCCAAAGCUUUAGUCAAACUCAUCAAACCCCGAAAGGAGAGCAGCCGGGAGAGGGGGGCCGAGAGGGAGCGGACUAAGAGCGCCCCGGACAUCCCUCUACCUGCCACGCCCCCCUCCUGCCCCCCGAGACCCCGCCCCCUCCACCCCAGAGGACCCUCAGUGACUCGCAGGACGGCGGCCAUAACAGCCCGGGCCCCAGAGUCCAGCUGUGACCCCCAUCAGCCGAGCUCCUCCUCCAAAACGCUUCAAAUUUCUCCGCAGUAAAAGUCAGGACAAGAUCCUCCCCUCUUCCUCCUCCUCCUUGUCGCCGUCCUCAUCCUCCCCAUCACCCGCCGCUCCUCCCUCUCUCUCACCAGACGACUGCGAUUUUGGUCCUCCGCCGACCUCACAGCUGACCUCAUCGCUAGCCAGCCAAUCCUAGCCAACGGAGAUUUCUAACAUCCUCAUCCUCAUCCUCAUCCUUUGUGCCCACUGACACCAUCCUCAUCAUCACAGUCAUCAGUGUGACAGACACACACACACACACCUCUGACACUAAAACAUUAAAGACAACUUCGAGCAGCCCCGUGUUUCUGGACAGUGUUAUAGCUUGGCGGACAGGGGCCGGGGCGUUUAUCACAGCAGCACGCCAGGAGGAAGCAGCGAAAGCGUCAACGGAGAAGAUGCACAGGGACCAGGUACCA